This is a messenger RNA of Dimorphilus gyrociliatus, 2509 nucleotides long. The record is from the annotation of a GenBank genome assembly. Lineage: Eukaryota; Metazoa; Annelida; Polychaeta; Dinophilidae.
AAAAAACCGAAUUCAGUACGUGACGAACCAAAGAUACAAGGUGUCCAAGCAUAUGUUAGAAGAAUAAACUAAUUACCCGACCAUGGCAAAUAUGUCAGAUAUAUCCUUCGUUGGAUUCCAUGCCUCUGUGAACAGAAGUGAAAUGUCACUGAAGACAGAAAAAUCGAUUCUGAAUACUACAAAUCCGUCUCAUAUUCUAGAGGAGGACCCUUCAAUUUCUCAGGCUACUUCACUAUUUUCAGAAUUUAUGGAUGCUAUGAGAGACUAUGGCAAUGAACAUGAAAUUUUACCACUCUUGUUAUCCUAUGAACAAUUAUGUUCUGAUCAUGUUAAACUUCUCAGUAAAUUACUUGCUGCAUCAGCCCCAAACAACCGACUGAUACAGGAAGCCGGCCUACAAAGGAAUCUUUUAGAGCAGGAAAAACAAACCUGGAUGCUUUUAUAUACGUUAUACGACGAUAGAGUUCGGACUGAUGGUAGAAAGGCUGCAGGCAACAGAUCAGAAAUAGAAUGUAAAACUGAAAAACAAUUAAUUAAAAGACUUUUUGAAAUGGAUGAUUUCGUAAGAACGGCUCAGCGUAUAGUUGAUUGGUUGGAAUACGCUAGCGCCGAAAAAUUAGAAGAAUUUUACAAUAAAAUUCAAUAUUUUAUUGACCAUGCCGGUCAGGCUGGAGAAAACACACUAUUUUCACUGAAAAGAGGAAAAUAUUCUGGUAUUGUACAGCAUAUGGAUCCUGAUGCGUGUAUGAGAGAAAAUCAGAAAUUAACAAGCCUUGAUGAAGAAGAUGAAGACAGACUACUAAGACACAUCUGGGCUUGUAUUCGUGCAGGUCAAUUAGAGGAAGCUCAACAUAUUAGCACGAAAUGUGGUCAACCUUGGAGGGCAGCAACAUUAGAGGGUUGGCGUCUUUAUCACGAUCCUAAUUUGACAAUGGAAGAUGAAGGAGAAGUUGAAGGUAAUACAUCCAGAGAUCUAUGGACCAGUAUCGCCUGGAAAGUUUGUGAAAGUGAAGGAGUAAGCAGUCUUGAAAAGGCGAUCUAUGGAACUCUGUGUGGUCAUCUACCUUCAGUUUUAGCGGUAUGCCAAAGUUGGCAUGAUCACUUCUGGGCAAGAUUAAAGGUGGCUAUACUGGCAAGAGUAGAGCAAGAAUUGUUUACUAUUCGAGUAAGAAGUGCUAAAAUGCUUGCACCACCCGAAGAUCUUAUGAAAAAUUCCGCUACCUCUUUUUCGCAAAUCUUGAAUGACGUCGAAGGAACAGAAAAAGACCGAGUAAAAUAUGAAAGUAAAGAAAAGUAUAAUAUCCUACAAAAGCUUAUUAUCCUCGGAGAUACUUCUGAAUUACUACGGGUCAUGGCCGAAUGGAUAGACGAUGAACUUGAAGAGGAUACCUCUCUAAUAAACAGUCAUUUAUUACGUUUCAUGGCUCAUUUAGUUCUGUUCUUAAGAACUGUAACUACUUUAAAUGAUGCUGCAGCAGAUGACGAUGCAGUUAGGGUCUUACGAGCUUACGUUCAACAUUUAAUCAAAUCGGGUCCGUCAGAAGUUGUAAGCUUUUACACAGCCAAAUUACCAAUUGAUAUGCAAGCAGAUGUCUUGGCCCUUUUCUUUCAAAGCGUUACAGGAAGUGACGACAGACAUGCUCAAAUGUUUAUGGCACAAUCAGUCGGUAUUGAUGUAUACAGCGCAACCAGAGGUGUUGUACAACUCAUUCGAGACGAUCCUAAAUCCACUGACGAAGAAAUAAUAUCUGCUUUAGAAUGGUUGACUUUUGACAGAGGACAGAGAAUGGACGCUAUAAAAUCAUCGAAUUCUAUAAUAAGAAUGUUUUUAAUGAGGGAAAAGUUAGACGUUGCUCGCCAAGUAUUAUCGAAACUUCCUGACCAAUCAAUAGACCAAGUGUUAUCUCAAUGGACAUCCCAAAUGGGAUUUAGCGACCUUCCACCUGAGGAUUCGAACGCUGUCAGAGAGUUAUUAGCACUUAAGGCAUAUCUCGAAGCCAACACAGCUUUCCAAGACUGGUUUACCCAUAUUCAUAGAGAGAGGCCUAACCCGCCCAAUCGACUUACCAGAAACGCUGCAUUUCAAGAUAGGGUUGCAUUUGAGCAAGAAAAUAAAGCAUUUGAAUGCGAAAUGGACAGGUGGCAAAGGGGAGCUGAUAGGUUAGCGCAUGAUGCGGUUGAUAAAUUAUAUAAAGUUUUAAAUUUCCCUGGUAAAUGGCUAAUUGACGAAUAUAGUAGUACAAUUGGUGAUGAAUUAAGACAACAACAGUUAAGAAGAUUAAGACAGUUUUGCAUACCCUCACUGGUUAAUUUACUACUGACGGUGUUAAGGGAAUCUAACAGACUGAGAGAGGCUAUGCAAGUUGCAGAUAUUUUGGCGGACGAAGAAAAGCAAUUGUAUUCAGUCUUUUCCCAAGCGGAUUUGCAGAGAUUAAUGAAUUCAUUCCGAGAAUUUGGCAUGGAGUUCAUGCAAAACCCUGGGAUUGACUCUUUAGGCUAUAAAAAAUAG